Messenger RNA from Papaver somniferum (opium poppy), 1215 nucleotides. RefSeq names its product soluble inorganic pyrophosphatase 6, chloroplastic-like. Lineage: Eukaryota; Viridiplantae; Streptophyta; Magnoliopsida; Ranunculales; Papaveraceae. The transcript has 6 exons. Gene Ontology annotation, cellular component: cytoplasm. Gene Ontology annotation, biological process: phosphate-containing compound metabolic process. Gene Ontology annotation, molecular function: inorganic diphosphate phosphatase activity; magnesium ion binding. Bases 129 to 1019 code for a protein of 296 amino acids. The record is from RefSeq and is a predicted model, not a curated record.
UGACUCUCUCUAGUAAAUCAGAGAACAGAGAAGAAGAACCUCACACUUCCAACAGUCUGUGGUCGCCGCACAAGUUAAAAAGAUCAGAUUUUGGGUUUUGGUAUUUGCAAAAGCGAAGUAUCAAUCAAAUGGCUACUGCUAGAGUAUUAGCUGCUGGUAUGUUGCAUGAAUGCAGCAACACUCACAGUGCUUCAUUUCUUCUGAGACAAUCUUCUUUCAUCUUACCUAUUAAACAUCAAAGUAUCAAUUUCAGUAGAAGAGCAUCUUCUAAAAGAGCUUUUACUUGCAAAUCUCUUUACAAACCUGAAAUUCAAAUCAAACAAGAAGGUGAACCUCAAACCCUAGAUUACAGAGUCUUCUUUCAUGAUAAAUCUGGCAAAAAGCUUUCACCUUGGCAUGAUGUACCAUUGCAAUUGGGUGAUGGAGUGUUCAAUUUUAUUGUGGAAAUACCAAAAGAGACCAGUGCAAAGAUGGAAGUUGCAACUGAUGAGCCAUAUACUCCCAUUAAACAGGACACCAAGAAGGGAAAACUUAGAUUCUACCCAUACAACAUCAAUUGGAACUAUGGAUUGCUCCCACAGACAUGGGAAGACCCAACAGUAGCUAAUUCUGAAGUUGAAGGGGCAUUCGGAGAUAAUGAUCCAGUUGAUGUUGUUGAAAUUGGGGAGAGGCAAGGAAAAAUUGGCGAGAUUCUUAAAGUCAAGCCUUUAGGUGCUUUGGCUAUGAUUGAUGAGGGAGAGCUCGACUGGAAAAUUGUUGCCAUUUCGUUGGAUGACCCAAAAGCUUCACUCGUCAAUGAUGUUGGUGAUGUGGAGAAACAUUUCCCGGGCACUCUCACUGCUAUAAGAGAUUGGUUCAGAGACUACAAGAUCCCAGAUGGAAAGCCUGCCAAUAAGUUUGGACUUGGGAACAAAGCAGCCAACAAGGAUUAUGCUCUGAAGGUCAUAACUGAGACCAACGAAGCUUGGGCUAAACUUGUCAAGAGAACCGUUCCUGCCGGGGAGCUGUCCCUUCUGUAAAUUUUGAAUUUUUAAAAGUUGAAGAUAAGAGGCACCUUGGCCCGCUCCCAUCCCCCUUCCUCUCUCUCUAUUAUUUUCUUUCAUGCAGGAUUCAAACUUCCUCCAAUUUUUUGGAGGAAGGAUUGAUAAUUUCUAAUUACCGAGCUUCAAUUUUCAAAAAUAUGGUAGUGUCGAAUAUCUGUUGCAGCUUUCUGUA